AUGGGGAACUUCGCUGCCUGCUGCCGAAGUUUCUGGUGCAAGCCCAAAAACCCUGACGUCCGGAUCAGCCUGCCUGCGGUCUGCUUCGUGUGGCAGAUCGCCAUGAUCAUCCUGUUUGGACUGUUUGUGCGUUAUGAUGAUGAGUCGGAUGCACACUGGUCUGAGCACAAGCAUGAGAACAACAUCACGAGUGACAUUGAGAACAACUUCUACUUCAGAUACCCAAGUUUUCAGGAUGUGCAUGUGAUGAUCUUUGUGGGUUUUGGCUUUCUCAUGACCUUCCUGAAGCGCUACAGCUUCGGCGGGGUCGGAUUCAACUUUCUCAUCGCCGCCUUUGGUCUGCAGUGGGCUCUUCUCAUGCAGGGCUGGUUUCACUCGCUGGACCCGGCUGAUGGCCAAAUCAAGAUCGGAAUUGAGAAUAUCAUCAAUGCUGACUUCUGUGUGGCUGGA
This is a messenger RNA of Sinocyclocheilus rhinocerous, 450 nucleotides long. RefSeq names its product ammonium transporter Rh type C-like. The record is from RefSeq and is a predicted model, not a curated record. The annotation marks the transcript as partial. NCBI's taxonomy places the organism in Eukaryota, Metazoa, Chordata, Actinopteri, Cypriniformes, Cyprinidae. Gene Ontology annotation, biological process: ammonium transmembrane transport; ammonium homeostasis. Gene Ontology annotation, cellular component: plasma membrane. Gene Ontology annotation, molecular function: ammonium channel activity. The transcript has 3 exons.